This is a messenger RNA of Rhinocladiella mackenziei CBS 650.93, 1041 nucleotides long. RefSeq lists its product as uncharacterized. The record is from RefSeq and is a predicted model, not a curated record. NCBI's taxonomy places the organism in Eukaryota, Fungi, Ascomycota, Eurotiomycetes, Chaetothyriales, Herpotrichiellaceae. The coding region runs from base 1 to 1041 and encodes 346 amino acids. The transcript has 2 exons.
AUGGACAUCUCCAGGGCCGGGAUAGAACCCGUUGUGGUCAAAUUCUAUCGACAGUACAUGCAACAGAUCAAUGAUGUCACCUUUCCGCCGGGUGCCCUUCUGGUGAAGCCGGACGUGCAAGACUGUCUCUACAAAUACUUUUUCGAUGCCUCUCAAAAUGAAUUUCUCCCUCCAGCGAGGUAUCAAGCCAAGAUCCUCAGACGUCUCAUUCAAGACAUCGAAAAAUCAUGCAAAGACCCUGAAGAAGAUCAAGUCUCAGAUCUUUUGAUGGAACAUAUGGGGUACUUGUCCACAAUUCUUCCCCAAAAUCCGUCUGAUGAAGUUCAACAAUUACACAUUCAUUCGUAUUAUCCCCCACUUCCGCUUGAUGAGCCAGGAGUGCAACCGAUCCUGAUCAACGAAGCACGAAAUCUACUCUCCCAAGGUAAUAACGUCGGACUCCGCACAUGGGAAGCUGCUCUCCACCUUGCAUGGUAUCUCGUCACCCGACGGCCUGACCUGGUCCAAGAUAAGAACGUUCUCGAAUUGGGUGCUGGAACGGGCUUCCUCUCAUUAUUGUGUGCUGGUCAACUCGAGGCCUCACACGUCCUCGCCACUGACGGCCUCGGACGUGUCUGCGAAAGUCUACAAGCCAACAUCGACUUAAACAGGGAACAUGACAUUCUUCACAGACGCAAACCACCAGAAGUUCGUCAAUUUGAUUGGACAGACCUACCGGAGCUCGAUCACAUCCUCGCAACUGCGAAACGGUCUUCAAUUCUGUACGACCUUGUCAUCGGAGCGGAUAUAACCUAUCAUCCCGACGUUUUACGACCGUUAGCCAAGCUUUUGGGUAUAUUAAAGGAUACAUUCCCAGACGUCGUCAUCUUGAUUUCCGUCGCCAUUCGCAGCGACACUUUCUCUCAGUUCAUCGCAAUAUGUCGAAAUGAAAUCAGGUUCAACGUCAGAGAACUAGCAUUCAAAAUCCCUGACGGACUACGAUAUUCUGGAUUUUUCCAUUCCGUGGCCACAGAAAUCAAAAUCAUCUCUCUAGAACGCUGA